CUGUCUUCAUCCACUUGACUCCUAGCACCCGCCCACACGUGGCCAACCUUCGGCGUUUUUAAUGUAUUUUUUUCCCCCUCCUCUCUGCAGGUUCAUAUGUGGAGACCGACCUUAUAUGGACUGCUCUCUCCAGCAAUGGCUUGUUUUUCCCAAGCAGCAGGCAGCGGAUCCGUGUGUUUAAACGAGACCCUGAAGUAAAACGCACUUUGGCAUUUUUCCUGGAGUUACAAACUAUUUCAGAAGCCAGUUGCCACUGGUGCUCCGUGAUUUUUUUCCCCUCCGCAACAGAGCAAGGCUGUAAAUAUCUAUCUAUAUCGCAGCUGAUUUUUCCUCGCUCCCCCCUCACCAGCCUUCGUGAUUUUUUAAAUUCUCCCCCCCCCCACAUACACACACCCUCCCCUCUUUCUGGGGUGUGUGCGGUUUGUGGGGUGUGUGUGUUUUGUGCAACAGCGGAUUGACAAACUGGUGCUUCAACUUUCCUGCAUAAAUUUGGUCAGAAUAUGUCUUUGACCAACACAAAGACGGGGUUUUCUGUAAAGGACAUCCUAGACCUCCCUGACACCAAUGAUGAAGAGGGAUCCCUCGUUGAAGGAGCGGAUGAAGAGAACGAGGGGUCGGAGCCACCCAAGAAAUCCGGAGUUCUGGGGCAAAACCCACUGGAGGGGGUUCAAACUCUGCCUCUGAAAAACCCUUUCUAUGAUACCAGUGACAAUCCCUACACGCGAUGGCUGGCCAGCACGGAAAGCAUCCAGUAUUCCUUGCACGGGCUGGCCUCUGGCAACUCCCAGCAGGACUCCUCCAGCAAAUCCCCCGACCCCUCGGCCGACGAGUCCCCGGACAACGACAAGGAACCGUCCAGCGCCGGCGACUCCGGCAAGAAGCGGAAGCGGAGGGUGCUCUUCUCCAAGGCGCAGACCUACGAGCUGGAGAGGCGGUUCCGACAGCAGCGGUACCUGUCGGCCCCCGAGCGGGAGCACCUGGCCAGCCUCAUCCGCCUCACGCCCACCCAGGUGAAGAUCUGGUUCCAGAACCACCGCUACAAGAUGAAGCGGGCCCGGGCUGAGAAAGGUAUGGAAGUGACGCCUCUCCCCUCCCCACGCCGGGUAGCGGUGCCCGUCUUAGUCAGGGACGGCAAACCCUGCCACACGCUGAAAGCUCAGGACUUAGCCGCCGCCACUUUCCAGGCUGGGAUCCCCUUCUCCGCCUAUAGCGCCCAAUCGCUUCAGCAUAUGCAAUAUAACGCCCCGUACAGCUCCGCCAGCAACCCCCAGUACCCUACAGCGCAUCAUUUGGUGCAGGCCCAACAAUGGACUUGGUGAACAUUGCCGAGAAAAGAGACUGCGGCUCCAAAAUCAAACCUCGGGGGGGGAUAUGAAUAUUAAUUAUUAUUAUUAAUGAUGAUGCAUUUUCCCCCUCCUAUUUUUCCUCCUUUUGGGGGGUUCAAUUUGUUUCUUUUUUGAGGGGGGGGUAUUUUUUGUGCGCCAUGUUUACAGAAAUUUUUGCGCCAUGCAGUGGUCCUAUCUACCUACAACUAAAAAUAAAAUUAACACUAGGAAUAAGACUACAUCAGUAUGCUUUUGUGAUUGCGUAAGGUACUGUUGUGUGCUGUACAGCCGUUGUCAGUCGUAUAUAAAACAAGCGGAGGACGCUUUAAAAAUAGAGAAUUUGCUUUCCCUUUUUUAUAUGAAACUUUACCUAUUUAUGGCCAUGUAUAAAUUCUGACAACUAUUAGCGAUAUCUAUUUUUUUGUAAAUAUUUGUGGUUAUUGUUGCCAUGCCUAACAUUCAGGGCGGUGUAUUUUAUUUUAUUUUAUUCUUUUGGUUGGGUGCAAAUCUUUCCCCCAAUAUUAAACAAGCAAACAAAAUGUAGAAGGAAAAGAAAUGUUGCGAUCAUCUCCACAGAAAUCUCCAGCUAAUCCUUGUGUAUAAACCCGGGGGGGGGGGCGCUGCGGGGAGGUUU
Messenger RNA from Chelonoidis abingdonii (Abingdon island giant tortoise), 1959 nucleotides. It is a transcript of the gene NKX2-2, whose product is annotated as NK2 homeobox 2. Gene Ontology annotation, biological process: regulation of transcription by RNA polymerase II; cell differentiation. The record is from RefSeq and is a predicted model, not a curated record. Lineage: Eukaryota; Metazoa; Chordata; Testudines; Testudinidae. Gene Ontology annotation, molecular function: DNA-binding transcription factor activity, RNA polymerase II-specific; RNA polymerase II cis-regulatory region sequence-specific DNA binding. Gene Ontology annotation, cellular component: nucleus.